UGGCUCACACCAGUUGGCUCAAGCCAGGAUGUGGACAGAACCUAGGUUGUCAACACCAGUUGCCUCUGGCUUGCAUGGGUUGCGGCGGAUCGGUGUCAAAACAAGCUCUUCAUGAUGAGUUGGAGGCCCACGAGCGUGAGCUGGAAACUGAGCGACGACGCCUGCAGGAGAAAGACUCUCAAAUCGCGAGCGUCCAGGAAUGCUUGCAGCGACAGCUUCAAGGCUCAGAGCAGGAGUCCUCACGGUCCAGCCGCUCUCUGGAAGAACUCCAUUCAGAGCUGCAGGCAAAACAUCGGCACCAUGAGGAAGCUUUGGAGAACCAGCGGAAGCGAAUCGAGGAGGAGCAUAAGGAGGAGUUGCAUGCCACGCUGAAGGCCCGGGAGCAAGAACUCAUCCGAACUCUCGGAGACCGAGCAGAGCAAGCAGAGCGGGAGGCGGUCAGCCGCAGAGAAGCUGAGGAAAUGGCCAAAGCUGAAGUUGCGGCUGGGCUAAAUCAGGCCAGGGCUGCUGCUGAUGUGGAGGUACGCAAACAUCGUGCGGAGGUAGAGGCUGCUAGGGCUGAGCUGCGGAUGCUGAGGGGCCAGAUCGAUCCUCUUCGUGCUGAGCAUAGCGAGGCGGCGGAUAAGUUGCUCUCAGCGCGCACUUCGCUGCGGGAAGAGCAGGAAGAGAGGAUGUCUGGCAAGCAAGUGUCUGCACUACAGCUGCGCCUUGCAGAGGCACACCGUGAGCACGAGCGGGCCGAGCAGCGUCACGGUGAUGUGACUGCGCACUUGAAAGCCCACUUGCGUGAUCUCAACGAUGAGCUUCAAUCGCACACGGAGGAACUGAAAGAGCGAGACGCAGUGGUGCUUCGCCGUGACCAGGAGCUCGCGGAAGUCAAUGGGCAGCUCAGCGAUUUGCAGGGCCUGUUUGACGAAGUGAACGGCCAGCUGCAGCGUGAGUGCGGGCGCAUUGAGAGGCUUCAAGGGGCCGUGACGCAGUGUGCAAGGCAAGCCAAAGAACUGGAGUCCUUGCAGAACAUGCUGGAGGAAUCCCACCGCAUGCUGGCACAACUGCGUGAAACAUUGGACAAGGAGCGUGCUGAGCGCCUUCGAGUUGCUGGGCUUUUGGAGCAUGAGCAGCAGAGGACGCAGCUUCUUCUGGACGUGCUGAAGCACUUCAAGGAGAAGCUGCAGGGCUUGACUCCACAAAUGCUGUUGGGCCGCUUGGGUGUGUCCGAUCCGAAGGUGCUGUUUUCCAGCCCAUGGCUCCAGCAACAGUUCGAGGAAACUGGAAAGGUGCAGCCCGCAAAGGGCCCUGUCCAGAGCGGGGCUGAUUUGCCCUUUGCACUCGGCACAAGUCCUGGGCUAACACCACCCAUGUUUUCUGGAACAGAGUGGCAAACACCGUCACCAAAACCCUGCGCUUGGCCAGCAGGUUUCGAGGUUCCGCCAGUGCCCAUGGCGACGCCACCAGGGGCACCCUCGGCUUCUUUGGUGUGUGGAAGAUAGCCUGAGCGCAAGCCGCAAUUUCGAGGACUCCUAGUUGUCCAUUUCA
Molecule: messenger RNA, 1536 nt
Organism: Effrenium voratum
Lineage: Eukaryota; Dinophyceae; Suessiales; Symbiodiniaceae
Source: the annotation of a GenBank genome assembly